GUGAAAGGAACAUGCUUUAAUUGAAUGCAUGAUUUAAGGAUAGGAAAAAACAUAGUUUAAUGAUUGAAAUGGAGCGGAUGAUCGUUUUGCUGAUCCUAUGUCACAUCAGCGCCACAUUUGCUGUGUUGCAGUUGUCUUUAUAUGGAGCAGCUGCGAUCCACUCCUUGCAGUACCUCUGUACAGCAACAUUAGGUAUUUCAGCCUUUCCAGAGUUUGUGGCUGUGGGGAUGGUGGAUGAAGAGGAUUUCUCUUACUAUGACAGCAACAUCCGCAGAGAGAUUCCCAGGCAGGAGUGGGCAAAAGAGAAAGUGGAACCAGAAUACUGGGAGAAAAACACAAAGCACUUCAACUUGGAAGAGCAAAGUUUCAAAGAAGAGAUGGAAAAUGCAAUGCAUCGCUUUAAUCAGACAGGAGGGGUCCACACUCUCCAGAGCAUGAAUGGCUGUGAGUGGGAUGAUGAAAAUGACAAGAUAGAGGGGUUCUUCAAACAUGGAUAUGAUGGAGAAGACUACCUUACCUUCUACCUGAAGAAUAUAAGAUUUCCACAGACAGCCACAGCAAUUACUUCACAGAGUGAUAAUGAAAGUAAAUUAAUUGAUUGCACUAGGUGGCUGAAGAGGUUUGUUCAAUAUGGACGAAGCACACUGGAAAGAAAAGUCCCUCCUGAGGUGACCCUGUUACAGAAGGACCCCUCCUGUCCUGUAACCUGCCACGUCACAGGCUUCUAUCCUAGACCGGUCAAUGUGUCCUGGCAGAGAGAUGGAGAGGAUCUGCAUGAGGAUGUGGAGCUGGGGGAGACUCUGCCCAAUGGAGAUGGAACAUUCCAGAUCAGAAGCUCCCUGAGAGUCUCUCCAGAGGACAGGAGGAUUCACAAAUACACCUGCACUGUACAACACUCAAGUCUGAAGGAGAAUAUUGUCAAGGAACUGAAUGAGGGUGAGAUAUUCAUAUAA
Molecule: messenger RNA, 953 nt
Organism: Megalops cyprinoides (Indo-Pacific tarpon)
Lineage: Eukaryota; Metazoa; Chordata; Actinopteri; Elopiformes; Megalopidae
Product: class I histocompatibility antigen, F10 alpha chain-like
Exons: 5
Coding region: 60-953 (297 amino acids)
Biological process (GO): immune response
Cellular component (GO): external side of plasma membrane
Source: RefSeq, a predicted model, not a curated record